UCGAGAUGGCCAACUCCAGCAAUCAGUUUCAAUCGAAACGCGAGGCGGCAAACAUGUUUUGAGAAAACGAGCUCUCGCCGAACCGAAACGAAGUCGAACACUGAGUCGCGCCAAGUGCCAAGUUUCAAAAGUUACGUUACCAAAUCAAGAAAAAUCACAACAAAUUGCAAAAUUGCAACAGAGAAAUAAAAACGAGAAAUAAGUGUAUAAAUCGCUAAGUGUCUAUUCGCAACGCCAGCUCACACCAGGAUUACGGGCAAACGGGCUGCGUGAAAAGCGAUCGAAAAAUGAAAACCAGAAAGUGACCGCAACAACACCCACAACCCACAGCUAAAAAGCUGCGAAAAAAAAAAUAAAAGCAAACCAUCUAAAGUUAACUAAGCCAACUAGCAAAUCACCGCAAUGCCAGCCAUAAUUUCCAACGCCUGCCUGUUGCUUCUCGUGGCGCUGACUUGUGCGCAUGCGCAGCAGUGCAAUUGGCAGUACGGCCAGUCCACCAUGGACAUCCGGUGCAGUGUCCGUGCGCUGGAGUCCACGGGCUCUGGAUCCCCGCUCGACCUCCAGGUGGCGGAGGCCUCCGGCCGCUUGGAGCUGCAGUGCAGCCAGGAGCUGCUCCACGGCAGUGAGUUGGCCCCCGGCCUCUUCCGCCAGCUGCAGAAGCUCUCCGAACUCCGGAUCGACUCCUGCAAGCUGCAGCGGGUGCCACCCAACGCCUUCGAUGGCCUCAUGUCGCUCAAGCGACUCACCGUCGAGUCGCACAACGCGGUCUGGGGACCGGGCAAAACGCUGGAGCUGCACGGCCAGUCCUUCCAGGGACUGAAGGAGCUGUCCGAGCUGCACUUGGGCGAUAACAACAUCCGCCAGCUGCCCGAGGGCAUCUGGUGCUCCAUGCCCAGCCUGCAGCUGCUCAAUCUCACCCAGAACCGGAUUCGGUCCGCCGAAUUCCUCGGUUUCUCCGAGAAACUCUGUGCCGGCUCGGCGCUGAGCAAUGCCAAUGGAGCCGUGAGCGGGGGUUCGGAGCUCCAGACCCUGGAUGUCUCCUUCAACGAGCUCCGAGCUCUGCCCGAUGCCUGGGGUGCAUCCCGAUUGAGGCGUCUCCAGACUCUGAGCCUGCAGCACAACAACAUCAGCAGCCUGGCGCCCAAUGCGCUGGCCGGUCUGAGUUCCCUGCGAGUGCUGAACAUCUCCUACAACCACUUGGAAUCCCUGCCCUCGGAGGCUUUUGCCGGCAACAAGGAGCUGCGGGAACUGCAUCUGCAGGGAAAUGAUCUGUUCGAUCUGCCCAAGGGUCUGCUGCACCGUUUGGAGCAGCUGUUGGUGCUGGAUUUGAGUGGCAAUCAGCUGACCAGUCAUCACGUGGACAACAGCACCUUCGCCGGUUUGAUUCGACUCAUUGUGCUAAAUCUGUCCAACAAUGCGCUCACCCGCAUCGGAGCCAAGACCUUCAAGGAGCUGUACUUCCUGCAGAUCCUCGACAUGCGCAACAACUCCAUUGGCCACAUCGAGGAGGGCGCCUUCCUGCCACUGUACAACCUGCACACCCUCAAUCUCGCCGAGAACCGUCUGCACACACUGGACAACCGUAUCUUCAACGGACUGUAUGUGCUGACGAAACUCACGCUGAACAACAAUCUCGUGAGCAUCGUGGAGACGCAGGCCUUCCGCAAUUGCUCCGAUCUCAAGGAGCUGGAUCUCAGCUCCAAUCAGCUGACGGAAGUGCCCGAAGCUGUGCAGGAUUUGAGCAUGCUGAAGACCCUGGAUUUGGGCGAGAACCAGAUUUCGGACUUCAAGAACAACACGUUCCGCAAUCUGAAUCAGCUGACGGGUCUGCGAUUGAUCGACAACCGCAUCGGCAACAUCACCGUGGGCAUGUUCCAGGAUCUGCCCCGCCUGAGUGUGCUCAAUCUGGCCAAGAACCGCAUCCAGAGCAUCGAGAGGGGAGCCUUCGACAAGAACACCGAGAUCGAGGCGAUCCGUUUGGACAAGAACUUCCUCACCGACAUCAAUGGGAUUUUCGCGACCCUGGCCUCUCUGCUCUGGCUGAAUCUCUCCGAGAAUCACUUGGUGUGGUUCGACUACGCCUUCAUUCCCUCCAACCUCAAGUGGCUGGACAUCCAUGGCAACUACAUCGAGGCCUUGGGCAACUACUACAAACUGCAGGAGGAGAUCCGAGUGACGACGUUGGAUGCCUCGCACAACAGGAUCACGGAGAUUGGAGCCAUGUCGGUGCCGAACUCCAUUGAGCUGCUGUUCAUCAACAACAACAUCAUUGGACAGAUCCAGGCCAACACCUUUGUGGACAAGACGCGGCUGGCCCGAGUGGAUCUCUACGCCAAUGUGCUGUCUAAGAUCUCGCUGAAUGCCCUCCGGGUGGCGCCCGUUUCGGCGGAGAAACCCGUUCCCGAGUUCUACUUGGGCGGCAACCCCUUCGAGUGCGACUGCUCCAUGGAGUGGCUGCAGCGGAUCAACAACCUGACCACCCGCCAGCAUCCGCACGUGGUGGAUCUGGGCAACAUUGAGUGCCUCAUGCCGCACAGCCGCAGUGCCCCACUGCGUCCGCUGGCCACUCUGUCCGCCUCCGAUUUCGUCUGCAAGUACGAGAGCCACUGCCCGCCCACAUGCCACUGCUGCGAGUACGAGCAGUGCGAGUGCGAGGUGAUCUGCCCCGGAAACUGCAGCUGCUUCCAUGAUGCCACCUGGGCCACCAACAUCGUGGACUGUGGCCGCCAGGAUCUGGCCUCCCUGCCCAACCGCAUCCCCCUGGACGUCAGCGAUCUUUACUUGGAUGGCAACAACAUGCCCGAACUGGAAGUGGGCCACCUGGUGGGUCGUCGCAAUCUGCGGGCCCUCUACCUGAACGCCUCCAAUCUGAUGACCCUGCAGAACGGCAGUCUGGCCCAGUUGGUCAAUCUCCGGGUGCUCCAUCUGGAGAACAACAAGCUGACCGCUUUGGAGGGCACCGAGUUCCGUUCGCUGGGACUUCUGCGGGAGUUGUACCUGCACAACAACAUGCUGACCCACAUUUCCAACGCCACCUUCGAGCCACUGGUUUCCCUGGAGGUCCUGCGACUGGACAACAACCGUCUGAGCUCCCUGCCCCAUCUGCAGUAUCGCCACAGUCUCCAGGGAUUGACGCUGGGCAGGAAUGCCUGGUCAUGUCGCUGCCAGCAGCUGCGGGAACUGGCCCAGUUCGUCUCCGACAAUGCCAUGGUGGUGCGGGAUUCGCACGAUAUCUACUGUUUGGAUGCGGGAAUCAAGAGGGAACUGGAGCUGAUUGGCAACCUGGCCAAUGGACCCGACUGCUCGGAACUGCUCGAUGCCAGUGCCAGCAAUAUCAGCUCAUCGCAGGAUUUGGCCGGAGGAUAUAGGCUGCCCUUGUUGGCCGCUGUUCUGGUGCUGAUCUUCCUGGUCGUCGUGCUCAUCAUCGUCUUUGUCUUCCGCGAAAGCGUUCGCAUGUGGCUGUUUGCCCAUUAUGGAGUGCGGGUGUGUGAACCCCGCUUCGAGGAUGCCGGCAAGUUGUACGACGCCAUCAUUCUGCACUCGGAGAAGGACUACGAGUUUGUGUGCCGCAACAUUGCCGCCGAGUUGGAGCACGGUCGUCCACCCUUCCGUCUCUGCAUUCAGCAAAGGGAUCUGCCCCCGCAGGCCUCGCACCUCCAGUUGGUUGAGGGAGCACGUGCCUCGCGAAAGAUCAUCCUGGUGCUGACUCGCAACCUUUUGGCCACCGAAUGGAACCGCAUCGAGUUCAGGAACGCCUUCCACGAGUCGCUGAGGGGUCUGGCCCAGAAACUGGUCAUCAUCGAGGAGACGAGCGUUUCCGCCGAGGCAGAGGAUGUGGCCGAGCUGUCGCCCUACCUGAAGUCGGUGCCCUCGAACCGCCUGCUCACCUGCGACCGUUACUUCUGGGAGAAGCUGCGCUAUGCGAUCCCCAUUGAGCUGUCUCCCCGAGGCAACAACUACACACUGGAUCACCAUGAGCGCUUCAAGCAGCCCGUGUCGCCGGGCAUGAUCUUCCGCCAGGCGCCACCACCGCCGGCCUACUACUGCACCGAGGAUAUGGAGGCCAACUACAGCUCGGCCACCACGGCCACGCCCUCGCCAAGGCCCACUCGUCCGGGUGGUGCCGCCCGCAUCGUGGACUCUAUGCCCAUGCCCAUGAGGCCGCCCUCGGAGCACAUCUACCACAGCAUCGAGUCGGAGUACAGUGCGUACGAUCAGCACGAGGCGCUCUCCAUGAUUCCCACGGGCCUGAUGCACCAGCACCAGCAGCAACAGCAGCAACAGUUGCGCCUGCACCAGCAACAGCAGCAGCAGCAGCAGCGACUGUUGCAGCCGCAGUUCCGGGCCAUGCCGCAGCAGGCGAUGCCCGUGGCCUCGGCGCCGGUGCACCUGCGCAGUGGCAGUGGUUUGAGCCAGGCCAGCACCAGUACGCAGUCGACGGCCCAGGCCUCCACUUCCGCAGCAGCGGCACAGCAACAGCAGCAGCAACAGCAACAGCAGCAGCAGCAGCAGCAACAUGCAUCUGGCGGCAGUGAAGCGGCCAAUAAGAACGGCCAGGCCUUCCUGGUGUAAACUUCCCAAUGGCCAUCUCUAUCAGCCUCGCAGCGCAGGAGCGGCCAUCUUGAAGCUGAUCGCUCACUGGCGCAAAAGGACUCGGGAAGAGGAAGCAGAAACAGGACGCACACUCAAACACACACAAACACACACGUACAUCCAAAACAAAAAGACUUUUUCGUAGGCAUUUCUUGAACCACAAUAUAUUUAUACGUAUUUUUUUUCGAAGCAUUACGCCUUUGGAUGUUGUGGUUGUUGUUCAAGUUUCGUAGUUGUGUAGCACUGCCAAAACAAGCACAAGACACGCCCACACAUUCAUAUACGAGCAUAUAGGAAUAUAAAAAAUAUUACAAUAUAAUUACCAUAAAAUGUAAACAAACAAUUACUAGAAAUGUUGCUAAAACACUUUCAAAUUCAAUGUGAUAUAUUAAUUAACUAUAAUUAAAUCGGCACAUGAGAUGAUGAUGCCCCUAACUGUAAUGCGUAGGCCUAUAUAUUAUAUAUAGUAGUUCUAGCCAGGCGUAAAGAACGUAAACCUAAAACUAAACUAAACUAUUGUUAACUACAAACUUAAAGUAAUGCUAAACAAAUACACACAUUCGUUCGCAUCCAGUUGAUCGUGUUUGUCGAUUCAUUCAUCCUAAGCUACACGAAACAAUAACUAAAUGAAUAUUGGAUAAACUUAAAUGUAUAUAGAGAAAUCGCAAGAGCAACCACAUUUAGAGCACUUAAUGUAUUUAUGUAUCGUACUGUAUAGAGAUGAUGGAGCUAAAUUAAUUGAAUUAAAUUUACUUAAUGACGAAAUGUAUUAUUAAAUUAAUUAUUACAAUUACAUAAAACCAACCAGAAGAAUAUAUCUGAGAAAAUAAAAUGCAAAAACAUUACAAAAAUAUUGACAAAAAUUAAA
Molecule: messenger RNA, 5461 nt
Organism: Drosophila rhopaloa
Lineage: Eukaryota; Metazoa; Arthropoda; Insecta; Diptera; Drosophilidae
Gene: 18w
Product: toll-like receptor 7
Exons: 1
Coding region: 403-4572 (1389 amino acids)
Biological process (GO): signal transduction
Molecular function (GO): protein binding
Source: RefSeq, a predicted model, not a curated record